Messenger RNA from Halichondria panicea, 707 nucleotides. RefSeq lists its product as uncharacterized. Lineage: Eukaryota; Metazoa; Porifera; Demospongiae; Suberitida; Halichondriidae. The transcript has 3 exons. Bases 105 to 590 code for a protein of 161 amino acids. The record is from RefSeq and is a predicted model, not a curated record.
UUUGGGGAGGUCUAACCAGUGCACGCAGGCUGAUUGUUGCACAUAUAAUGCACUAUACUAGCUGCAGCAAGAUCAGCUAGUGCAUGAAUGACUGCUGACUAAUAAUGCAGCCUAUUAAUAUUCAAAUGCUGGUGGUGGUGAUAGCCCUAGGAUGGACAGUGUGUUGUGAGGCCAGUAAUACCACCAGGACAACACCUCCUGAACAGCCGGGCACAGUCUCUGAUAGCAACACAACCAUUAGAUACUUGAUUGUAGCAUUUGCAGGGGGCUUACUUGCAGUAUCCAUGGUGAUGGUGGCUUUGGUAUUUACUCUGGCCUGCUAUUUCAGCACCUCAAACCUCUACAGAAGGCUGAGGAGACCUAGUAGACCUCCUACUGUCAUAGCAGGUGAUAAUGACGCGUUAACCUUUGUGAAUCCACUUUUCCAGCAGGAAAGAGGUCCAAUGCAACCAGCACGAUUAGUCCCUUCUCUUCGCAAAGGGAAUACGACCACUGUUAUCACUCUACAUCAGAGUCAACAGGAGACAGACACUGUCGGUUACGACCAGUCGAACCAGGUCCCCCUCAAUCCUGCACACAAACUGAUGUAGCUCACUAUUACAUGCAUGGACACACAGGUCUUGACCAAACUGUUUUUUUACCCACUUUUGGUUUUAUUUUCUGUUCAAAUCUUUUUAUUAUUAUUUUAUUAUGAGAGCUUUACAGCA